Cladocopium goreaui is the source of this 747-nucleotide messenger RNA. Lineage: Eukaryota; Dinophyceae; Suessiales; Symbiodiniaceae. The record is from the annotation of a GenBank genome assembly.
AUGGCCAGGCUAUUGCAGAAGGUGCUCAAGGUGCAAGUAGCUGGAUGGUUUCUGGUCGUCAACGGUGUGAAGUUCUUAGUAGUUGGAAGUUGGUCAGGCCGUGCGUGGCAGUUUCUGUGCUCUGCUGAUGGUGUUGCAGUCGUCUUGGAGGAGAGAAGAGAGUACUACGAUAGCCAUGAACACCAUGUAAAGAGGGUUGCUGCAAAGUCCAACCGAGCAGAUGAGGCUGUGCAUUUCCGAGAUGCCUUUCAAUGCUUCCUUGACAACUACUUUGUAAAUGAGGAUGCGGCAGGGGCUGCAGCAGAAAAGCCAGCUGGAAGCACUCCUCGGCGUCCAGCUUCAGGAGAUCGUGUCAACCGACAGCAUAGCGGCCUUGGGUGGUGGCGUGCCACAGUACGGCACUCGCAGGAGUUGGCUGACAACUCUGCGCGGCUUUGUGGGCGCCUGGCAGGUAUCUUGACGGAUGCUGCCGGUCUCAGAGCUGCAUUGCCCCAGCUUCAAUGCACAGAUGCCGGCCUCAUGCACGAUGUGCAAGGCUUUCUGGAGCUUUACAGUGGAGCUCGAUCAGGGCUUAGCUCUGCAGAACUCUUGGAUUUGAAGCGGUGCCACGAGGCAGCAGCGCAGCUGUCCGAGGUGCAGGAGCGACUCAGGCAAUUGACCGCGAGAUGUGAGAAAGCAGGUGUUGACAUGUGCUUGGAUCCUGACUGCACGGAAGCCCAGGUUCCCAGAUCUUUGUUGAAACUGUGA